AUGACUUCCAAAUCCACCGUGAAGAGCCAAAGCAGCAGCCGCCGUGUCUUCAGUGCCGGCUCAGCCAGAGUCCCUGGGGUCAGCCGCUCUGGCUUCAGCAGCGUGCCCGUGUCCCGCUCCAGGGGCAGUGGUGGGCUCGCUGGAGUGGGUGGAGGAGCUGGCUUUGGCAGCCGCAGCCUCUAUGGCGUGGGGGGCUCCAAGAGGAUCUCCCUCGGAGCGGGCAGCUGUGCCCUCGGUGGCGGAUAUGGCGGCAGAGCUGGAGGCGGCUAUGGCGUUGGAGGUGGAGCUGGGAGUGGAUUGGGUUUUGGCAGUGGAGCUGGUGGUGGUUUUGGGCUCGGUGGUGGAGUUGGCUUUGGUAUUGGCUACUGGGGCCCUGGCAUACCCGUCUGUCCCCCUGGAGGCAUCCAAGAGGUCACCAUCAACCAGAGUCUCCUGACUCCCCUCAACCUGCAAAUCGACCCCACCAUCCAGCAGGUCAGGACUGAGGAGCGGGAGGAGAUUAAGACCCUCAACGACAAGUUUGCCUCCUUCGUCGACAAGGUGCGGUUCCUGGAGCAGCAGAACAAGGUCCUGGAGACCAAGUGGAGCCUCUUGCAGGAGCAUAAAGACACCAGGGCCAACCUUGAGCCCAUGUUUGAAGCCUACAUCAACAACCUGAGGCAGCAGCUGGACAGCCUGGGGGGAGAGCGCUCGAGGCAGGAGAUGGAGCUGAAAAGCAUGCAGGACGCGGUGGAGGACUUCAAGAGCAAGAACGAAGAAGAAAUCAACAGGCGCAGGGCGGCGGAGAAUGAGCCUGUGGUGCUCAAGAAGAAUGUGGACGCCACCUACAUGAACAAGGUGGAGCUGGAGGCCAAAGUGGAAGCCUUAAUGGACCAGAUCAACUUCCUGAGGGUUUUCUACGCCACGAUCAGCCUGCUGCAGUCUCAGAUCUCAGAGACCUCCAUCACUGUGAAGAUGGACAAGAGCCAGGAGCUGGAGGCAGAUGACAUCGUUGCCCAGAUCGAGGCCCAGUACAACGAAAUCGCCAGCCGCAGCAAAGCCCAAGCAGAGGCCUGGUAUGAGGAGCUGCGGCUGACAGCCGGGACCCACUGUGACAACCUCCGCAACUGCAAGAACGAGAUUCUGGAAAUAAACAAGCUGAUCCAGUGGUUGCAGCAAGACAUUGAGAACGUCAAAGCCCAGUGCAAACUGGAGGGUGCCAUAGCCGAGGCGGAGCAGCAGGGCGAGGCGGCCCUUAAUGAUGCCCGCUGCAAGCUGGCCGGGCUGGAGGAGGCCCUGCAGAAGGCCAAGCAGGACAUGGCCUGCCUGCUCAAGGAGUUCCAGGAGGUGAUGAACUCCAAGCUGGGCCUGGACAUCGAGAUCGCCACCUACAGGCGCCUGCUGGAGGGCGAGGAGCACAGGUAA
Balaenoptera ricei (Rice's whale) is the source of this 1404-nucleotide messenger RNA. Its product is annotated as keratin, type II cytoskeletal 6A-like. Bases 1 to 1404 code for a protein of 467 amino acids. Gene Ontology annotation, cellular component: keratin filament. Gene Ontology annotation, molecular function: structural constituent of skin epidermis. NCBI's taxonomy places the organism in Eukaryota, Metazoa, Chordata, Mammalia, Artiodactyla, Balaenopteridae. Gene Ontology annotation, biological process: intermediate filament organization; keratinization. The record is from RefSeq and is a predicted model, not a curated record. The transcript has 7 exons.